This is a messenger RNA of Rubroshorea leprosula, 1126 nucleotides long. NCBI's taxonomy places the organism in Eukaryota, Viridiplantae, Streptophyta, Magnoliopsida, Malvales, Dipterocarpaceae. The record is from the annotation of a GenBank genome assembly.
GCAAAUUCACAGUCAAAAGUGCAGAUUUCCUUGCCUACAAACAUAUUAAUGGAACAUAUAUAAUGGAAAGAAAUAACUCUGUCUCUCCUGCAGAAUGGAAACAUCUUUGGAAACUUAAGUUACCUCUCAAGGUCAAGGUUUUCUUAUGGAGGGCUAUACUUAACAGAUUACCCACUUUAGAUAAUUUAUUAGCCAAGAGGGUUGUGAACAAUGUUCUUUGCCAAAUCUGCCAACAAGCUGAUGAAUCCUCGAUACAUAUUUUAUUUUAUUGCCCUUAUGUAGAACCAAUAUGGUUUGGUUCAGCCUUGGGUCUUAUUCCAAGGAAACUAAGGUUGCGAAACUUUGUGGAAUGGUGGAGAUAUUUGAAUACCGCUGCAAAACAGACGAGUACUCCUUUUCUCAUUGAGCAGUGGGCAAUUAUCAGUUGGAAUGUGUGGAAGGCAAGGAAUAGAAAAUAUUUUGAGCAAUCUGAAUUCAAUCCUAAUCAAAUUCUCAUUCGGUACAAUGGAAUGUUUCAGGAAUACUGUUUGUGGACUAGCAAAGACUUGCUCAACCCUCCGAAGAAGACAAUGGUGAGAAAACAAAUUCAUUCAUGCUGGACUCGUCCUCCACCAAACUUCAUGAAGAUUAAUGUCGCUGCCUCCUAUGCAUCUAAAUCUGGUUUGGCUGCAUUAGCUAUGGUAGGUAGAAACUCUAAUGGAGAGCUUCUAGUAGGAAGGACAUGGCGCUGUUCUGCUUCCUCUCCUCUUAUGGCUGAAGCCACUGUUCUUCUAAGGGCGAUACAAUCUGCCGUGGACAUGGGUUUGAAUUAUGUGAUCUUCGAAUCCGACAAUGAGGCUUUAAUCUCAUGUGCACAAGGAGCUUCCAAGCCUUCCCCAUGGGAAAUCAGUUCGAUCAUACACAACAUCAGAGGCUUAUCUUCCUCCAAGCCAUCUUACUCCUUUUCUUUUGUUCCCCGUGAAGGAAAUCGAGUUGCAGAUUGGGUAGCCUGUGCUACAAUCAGAGAACAAUGCCCAUAUUAUUGGGCUCAUUGUCCUCCUAAUAUUUUGAUGACAUUACUACUUAAAGAUUCUGUAACUUAAACUUAUGCUAGUUAUCCUGUUAUUAAUACAUAAGUUUUCCUUCC